This is a messenger RNA of Pyricularia grisea, 1032 nucleotides long. RefSeq lists its product as uncharacterized. Gene Ontology annotation, molecular function: protein binding; mRNA binding. The transcript has a single exon. NCBI's taxonomy places the organism in Eukaryota, Fungi, Ascomycota, Sordariomycetes, Magnaporthales, Pyriculariaceae. Gene Ontology annotation, biological process: maintenance of RNA location; mRNA splicing, via spliceosome. The coding region runs from base 1 to 1032 and encodes 343 amino acids. Gene Ontology annotation, cellular component: nucleus. The record is from RefSeq and is a predicted model, not a curated record.
AUGGCCUCUGACGAGACUGCUGAGAGGCAACCACAUCGGCGCAGGCGCGAUGACCACGAUGACUACGAGCACGACCGCCACAGUAGUCGUAGGCAAAAAACGCGACAUGACGACAGCGACCGCGAUGUAGACAGACGAGGUGGUUCAAGGGAGCGGAAGCGCCGCGAUCAUAGACGCUCCCGGAGCCCAGAAGACAGGGGCCACAGGAGGAGGUCACGCGACCGGGACCGGGACCGCGACUCUAGGCGGACAUACGAUGACAAGGAGAGGAGGAGUAGACGGCGGAGGGAUAAUUCAGACGAUGAAUCCUCGGAUGGGAGAAGAAAGGAUCGAAAGACCAGAAGGCGCUCCAGGUCAAGGAACGACACAGCACGAUCUUCGAAGCGCGACUCGGACAGGAGGAGGAGAGACGGCUCGCACAGCCGGCGGAAGGAGGACGAUGAAAAGGCCCUACAACCGGUCCGUCACAGCGGGCCCCUACCAUCACAAUCCGACUCCUUCGCCGUAGCCGGUACCGGUGGGGAAGCGGAGCCCGAUAAGCCCAAGGAGAAGCCAAACUUCGGAGCGACGGGGGUGCUGGCUGCGGCGUCGAACUCGGUGCAGCAGGCGGACGGCACCACGAUCACGCUCAAGUACCACGAGCCGCCGGAGGCGCGUAAGCCGCCCGCCCGCGACGACUGGCGCCUCUUCGUGUUUAAGGGCGAUGACCUGGUCGACACGAUUCCGCUCGCGUCACGGUCGUGCUGGCUCGUGGGGCGCGACGCCGCAGUGGCCGACCUGCUGGCUGAGCAUCCGAGCGUGAGCAAACAGCACGCGGUGAUACAGUUUCGGCAUGUUGAGAAGCGUAACGAAUUUGGCGAUCGCGUGGGCGGCGUCAAGCCAUACCUUCUCGAUCUGGAGAGCGCCAACGGAACGCACAUGAAUGGAGACCAGGUCCCGGAGAGCCGGUAUCUUGAGCUGAGGCACAAGGACGUGGUCAAGUUUGGGCAGAGUACACGGGAGUAUGUUGUCAUGCUGUCUCCUAAAGAGUGA